AUGGAUACGCUACCGAACAUCAAAGAGCUGUCUGUUGCGCAUGACACGACUCAACUAGACAAAAUAGGCCAAGGCAACUGUGGAACAGUCUGGGCGGCUCCUUGCUUAGGUUGCAGCGGACAUAGCCAUCUGGCCAUGAAACAAGAAAACAGCAGCACUGGUCGGUCACUUUCUCAUGAGUUACAAAUUCAUCAAAAACUCCUUAGAGCAUCUGCGCUGGGCUGUCUUCCAUUCGACAUCCCUCGCUCUUUCGGCUUCCUAGAUGCGCAGAACAGUGCAGUAUGGAACGACAUCCUACCAAGAUUACACGACACAUAUACAAGACGCAAUGCUAUUGUUAGCGAGAAGAUCAUACCGUUUCCAGUCUCUACUCGGAGACUGCUCAUACGGAAAUUCAGUUCUGAUAUAGAUGAAAAGAGAGUCAUGAACAACUUGACCAACGAACAUUGUCUUAUUCGACCAUAUCUACGCCGUCGAAGGUAUCGCAAUCCUAAGAAUGAUACAGCAGAACAGAAAAAGUGGAAGCGCCCGCGAGCUUUCAGCCUUCAAAACUUCCCACUGCACUUGGAUCAGAUGGAAAAGUUGGGCCUUGAUCCCUGUGAAUACGCAAUUGUCAUGGCAGAUGCUCUUGCUUUCAUGCACUGGGUUGCAAGAGUAGAUGGAAAUGAUGUCAAGUUUGUGCUUGCUCGGCCGCGAAGUCCACCGAGCAUCUGCUGCCAACACCACCGGAAAUCACCUCAGGAUGCGUACCCUCAUAAUACCGGCAUAUUAGGUCCGCAUACCAUGUGGAUACUGGACUUUGACUUGUGCAGGGACUUGACGCUUGACAAAAGCGGCAUCGAACAAGCCUGCAACGCGUUUUGGGGCAAUGACCCAUGUUAUCCUCAGCCUGGUCAGUCGGCUACGGCGGAUCAGAGAGUGUGGGAUACUUUCGAGCAUCGAUUUCUGGAAUCCAGUGCCAAGGCUUUGGGAACGCGAUCAGGUCAAAUCGGGGUGCUUCCCAGCCUACUCAUGGAGAAGAUCAAGCAGACUGCAAUGGAUGUUUCAAAGGACGAAUUUGGAAACUGGUAG
Messenger RNA from Trichoderma gamsii, 1071 nucleotides. RefSeq lists its product as hypothetical. NCBI's taxonomy places the organism in Eukaryota, Fungi, Ascomycota, Sordariomycetes, Hypocreales, Hypocreaceae. Bases 1 to 1071 code for a protein of 356 amino acids. The record is from RefSeq and is a predicted model, not a curated record. The transcript has a single exon.